Molecule: messenger RNA, 2042 nt
Organism: Zingiber officinale
Lineage: Eukaryota; Viridiplantae; Streptophyta; Magnoliopsida; Zingiberales; Zingiberaceae
Exons: 3
Coding region: 100-1857 (585 amino acids)
Source: RefSeq, a predicted model, not a curated record
UAAUAUAUCAUCCUGCUCCGAGCAGCAAGCACCGAGAGGCGAGAGCCCCCUUUCCUCUCCCGUCUUCAUCGUCUCGCUUGCUGUUCACUUCGCUCCCAAAUGGAAUCUCUCAAACCCCAAGCGGAAGAUCCACCAUCGUCGGCGAAGCUUUCCGAUCGCCCUUCUUCCCAUCGGCGAAGCCGCGGCGCGCCCGAUCCCAUGGUUUCCCGUGUUCUCCCCGAUCGAGCGGAACCAGAGCGGGGAGCGUUUCGGGUAGGCGACAUGGUCUGGGGCAAGCUCAAGAUCAGAACUUGGUGGCCGGGUAAGGUCGUUGAUCCCUCGUCGGAAAUCGAUUCCGAGACCAAAGUCCUCGUUUCCUUCUUCGGCGACGCCGAAGACGUUGCAUGGUUGGAGGCAUCAAAAGUGAUACCUUUCGAAGAGGAUUUGCUGCGGAUGCUGAGGCAGAGUACCACCGCUCGCUUCGUGAGUGCUGUCAAGGACGCCUUGGUCGAGACGGAGUAUCGAUUGAUGUCGGAGUUGUUCUGUCGUUGCUCGACGAAUUCGAUCCUUGAAUUCGUUGGAAACUGUUCGAUCUCCAAUUAUUCGCCUGAACAGUUCUGUAAGCGUCUACUUGACGCUGCUAAAGAUGCUUCAGGCGUUGAUAUGUUUGAGGUAGUGUUGCUGCGUUGUUGGGGUUUGGCUCUCCGUCGACAGAUUCAAUGUCCGACCGACUUAGUGGAGACUGAUUACCCUCCAUUGGAUGCUCCAGCGGCCAUCGAUGAGCUUCAACUGGAAGGCAAGGUGAAUUGUAGCAGGGUGGUGAAAGGGCCGCCGAUCGCAGAGGCCUCAAAUCACAAGAAUAAAGAAAGGAGUGUUGCUGAACUUAUUAUUGCUGGAACAGAUCCGGAAGUAGCACAAUCACUCGAGAACAUGGACAAAAUUUCUCCUUUUCAUUUGUCAAGCACGUCGCAAUCAUCCGAAUCACCAUUGCCAAAGAUGAAAGGUGAGAAAAGAAGAACUUUUGGUGUUAGGAAUGACACUGAGUUGGAUAAACCAAACUCCCCACGAUUGUCAUCUGAAGAACAAACGAAGAAUGAUGGCAUUUUGUUUGAGAAGGAGAGGAGAUCUAGUGGACGAGAACACAAAAGAAGCAAGUACUUGUCGCCUCCCUAUGCCGUUGAAAUUGAUGUUAGACGCUCACUUCCGAUGAACAAUGCAGUAGAGAAAAACCCAAUCAAAGUGACCGAAGAGUUCUAUGAUUGCGGCCUUGACAAUUCUACGAUCUGUGGCAGUAAACCCUUUAAGUCGAAGGAGCAACAAUUUGCGCAGGCGACAACAGAAAUCUCUACGUCAAAGAGGAACAAGAAAACCAGUUUGGCUAGUAAUGAAGCUCCUACCAUCAAAGGUGCUGAUGCAACUGUUCCUAUUGAAGCAGGUAAAAUUCAAAAGAGACGGAAGAUGAGGCAUGGUGAAACUGGUUCUGAAACUACAUUGGCAAACGGAACAAAAAGAGUUGGCAUUUCACAAGAGAAGGAAAUGGGGGAGAGUAGUGCCAAUUUGCAGAUCGACUUAAAUAUCAAUGCUAAAGAUGCAACUGAUGUAAGAACUCCAAGUAUUGUUACUGGCAUUGUUGCAUGUUAUCCAGAGAGUAUCAGUUCUCAAACUAAGACAUCACCUGUUACCAAGUCUCCACUUCCAUAUGUGAGGAAGAGCCUUGAGAGGAUGAUUUCCAAGCUCACUGGGUUUGUGCCAGCUGAGAGUGAAGUAGGAUCUUCUGACGGAUUGAAGCCGGAGAUGAUCGACGAUUUAGUUGCUGACAUGGAUGGCCUUCUGAAGAAAGUCAAUAGGCUUCUUGUAGGACCUCCUGGUAACAAAUAACCUUGCUACUGCUUGUAUAUUAUGUCAUUUGAGAUGUUGUCAUCUUUGGAUCAUGAUCAUUUCAUUUGACAAAAUAAAUUCAAGCUAAUUAGAGUUUGCUUUGCUCAUGUGGGAGAUUCCAUACAUAUAGUUUAGUAGUUGUUCUAACAGGUUGGUUAGUACAUUUUCUGGGAGAUUUUAAUGUU